AAGUGGUGGGGAAAUUUGACUUUUUAACGUGCAGUGCAAUUCAUAGUGGGGGAGUUGUUGGCAACGCUGCUCGGAGUGCUCGGCCGGAAUAUUCGAUCACUGAAUAAUCCACGAAAGUACGAUUGAGUUUAUAGUUUACAUGGUGCCUUUUGCACCGAGUGCGUAAGAUUGAGUUUUUGUGACCCUUUCCAAAUUGUUUUGGAACUAUUUUAUCAAUAUGGCUUCCAGUAUAGCAGAUUUCCAUAAAAUAUCUCAAGAAGAACGAGAGGAAAUCAGGGAAAGAUUUGAUGAGAUUGACAAAAACGGGGACGGCCACAUAGACUUAAAAGAACUCAGAGAAGCCCUGGAAUCCUGCGGACUGAAAAUAGCCGGUUACCAGUCGCGUCUCAUCGAAGAAGAGUUCAAGAAUUCCAAUAAGACCAAAAUCAGCGGCAGAUUGACGUAUGAAGAAUUCGAAAAACUUAUCUGUGAUCUCAAGGCUAAUGACGUAGCGAAUACAUUCCGAACGGCUGUAUCAAAAAGAGAAAACCUGCAGCAUUUAGGAGGGACAUCGGAAGCUUCCAACGAAGGCACUACACAUUCCGUUAGAGUCGAGGAGCAGUUGGCUUUCUCCGAUUGGAUCAAUUCCAAUUUGCAGCACGAUCCAGAUUUGCGGAAACUACUACCCAUCGACUCCGAAGGCAGGAACCUUUACGAGAAAGUCAAAGAUGGCAUUCUCUUGUGCAAAGUGAUCAACCACUCUUGCCCAGACACCAUAGACGAGAGAGCUGUCAACAAAGAGAAACUAACUCUCUACAGGAAACUUGAAAACCUCACUUUGGCUCUGUCCUCAGCCUCUGCUAUCGGUUGUAAUGUUGUGAACAUUGAUGCACACAAUCUAUCAAGCGGCACACCCCACUUGGUGCUAGGACUGCUUUGGCAGAUCAUCAGAAUAGGUCUGUUCAACCAGAUUACAUUAGAGCACUGUCCAGGACUGACGACUUUGCUCUCGGAAGAUGAAAAAAUCGACGACCUUAUGAAACUCUCUCCAGAGGCGAUCCUUUUGCGAUGGGUAAACUAUCACCUGGAAAGAGCUGGAACUCACCGACGCGUCAAUAAUUUCCAGAGCGACAUCGUAGACUCAGAGGUGUACACAUACCUUCUCAAACAGAUCGCUCCCUCUGAUGUUGAUGUCAAUACCGAAGCUCUCUAUGAGAAGGAUUUGCACAGUAGAGCCGAGAUUAUGCUGCAGCAAGCAGCAAAGUUGAAGUGCAGGUCUUUUGUUACUCCACAAGAUGUUGUCAAUGGGGUCUAUAAACUUAACUUGGCUUUUGUAGCUAAUCUGUUCAACAACCACCCAGGAUUGGAGCAGACCAAUGGUGCUAUUGACGGGUAUGAAACCAUCGAGGAGACCAGAGAGGAGAGAACUUACAGAAACUGGAUCAAUUCCAUGGGUGUUUCCCCUCAUGUGAACUGGCUGUACAGCGAUCUCGCCGACGGCUUGGUUGUCUUCCAACUAUAUGACAUAAUCAAACCGGGAACUGUAAAAUGGAAUCGUGUUCACCGCAAAUUUACCAACGAACGGAAGAAAUUCAUGGAGAAACUUGAAAACUGCAACUAUGCUGUUCAACUCGGGAAAGAAAUCAAAUUCUCUCUUGUAGGGAUUGGUGGUCAGGACAUCAACGAAGGCAAUGUCACCCUUACAUUAGCUCUCAUAUGGCAGUUAAUGAGAGCAUACACUCUCUCGAUUCUCACUCAGCUUGCCGAAUCGGGAAGUCCUAUCGUUGAGAAAGAAAUUGUUACUUGGGUCAACAAUAAACUCAACAGCGCAGGAAAAAAGUCUUCCAUUCGUAACUUUCAAGAUACCUCAAUAUCCGACGCUAAAGUAGUAAUCGAUCUUAUUGAUGCUAUCAGACCAGGAGCCAUCGAUUAUGGGGUUGUUAAGCAGGGCAGUACUGAAGAGGUAAGACUGGCUUGUUUUUCACGAAUUUUAUUUAGCAAAAUCUCUAUUGUGUUGUGUUCUUUCAUUCAUAAUUAUUUCUUCGCAGUGUUCCUGGAGGGUUCAUUCUGGCGCCCCAACCUAUAUUGUUUGUAUCAGUGAUUUACCUAGUUUUCA
Leptinotarsa decemlineata (Colorado potato beetle) is the source of this 2095-nucleotide messenger RNA. RefSeq names its product plastin-2 fimbrin (gene Fim). NCBI's taxonomy places the organism in Eukaryota, Metazoa, Arthropoda, Insecta, Coleoptera, Chrysomelidae. The record is from RefSeq and is a predicted model, not a curated record.